UCUCUCUCUUUCUCUAACCGAGAAAAGUUCUCAGCGAAGAGAAAGCGAAAGAAACGAAAAAGAGAUCUCCUCGCAGAUCUCCGCUCCUAGGGUUAGGGUUACUCCUUUUGUCUCCCUCUGGUCUCUUUCUGUCCCCCCCUUUUUUUUUUCCUUCAAUUUUUGCGUUCAUGGAGGUCAUGGAGAGGGCUGAGGGAUGUGGGAUUUUUGUUGUUGUUUUCUCGUGGGGUUUUCAGAUGCUUAGCUGAAGAGGAGGAGGAGGAGGAGGAGGAGGGGAGAUUGGAGGAGGAGGCGGCCGCGGGGGAGGAGGAGAUCUGGGGAGGAGAUGAGCGCGUCGAGGUUCAUAAAGUGCGUCACUGUGGGGGACGGCGCCGUCGGCAAGACCUGCAUGCUUAUAUCCUAUACCAGCAACACCUUCCCCACGGAUUAUGUUCCAACAGUUUUUGACAAUUUCAGUGCAAAUGUCGUGGUCGAUGGUAGCACUGUUAACCUAGGUUUGUGGGAUACUGCAGGCCAGGAGGACUACAAUAGAUUAAGACCUUUGAGCUAUCGUGGGGCUGAUGUUUUUUUACUUGCAUUCUCUCUCAUCAGUAAGGCCAGCUAUGAAAAUGUUGCCAAGAAGUGGAUUCCUGAAUUGAGGCACUAUGCACCUGGUGUGCCUAUAAUUCUUGUUGGAACGAAGCUUGAUCUUCGGGAUGACAAGCAGUUUUUUAUAGAUCACCCAGGUGCCGUCCCCAUUACUACUGCUCAGGGAGAAGAGCUGAGGAAGGCAAUUGGAGCUCCUGCCUACAUCGAGUGCAGUUCGAAGACCCAACAAAACGUCAAGGCAGUUUUUGAUGCAGCCAUUAAGGUAGUACUCCAGCCUCCCAAGCAGAAGAAGAAGAAGAGGAAGGGACAGAAGGUCUGCUCCAUUUUGUGAUCGUUGAACACAGAAAGAAAGAAUAUGACACACCAGCCAUCCUUUGUUAUAGCUUCUCGCUCCAUCGGAGGAUCUUGGUCGGUGCAUAAUCAACUGACGGGCAGUAGCAAGCAGUGAAAGGCAUCCGGUCUGUUCCAUUUUCUGUCUCAUGGUGAUCUGUUACCGACUUGUCGUAAUGUGCACCUUCAGAUGCUGACUUAUUCACGUUGCUGCACGGGAAAUCUUGUUUAAAGAUAUUUUCCUUGCAAGGACAUGGUAUAUUAGUAAUCUGUACCUUAUUCAAUUGCUUAAAAGGCUUGGCUAGAUUUGCGACUGUUUGCUGAAUGUAUGUUCCGGAAACUUUCGAUCACCUAUUUGCAUGCAAAUCAUUGGAAUUGGAUGGGGGCUAGCAUCGGCUGCUUCUUCUCUCCGAUCUCGCA
This is a messenger RNA of Phoenix dactylifera (date palm), 1335 nucleotides long. The record is from RefSeq and is a predicted model, not a curated record. NCBI's taxonomy places the organism in Eukaryota, Viridiplantae, Streptophyta, Magnoliopsida, Arecales, Arecaceae.